AGUUCUGUAACCUUUCUUUGGUUGAACCUGCCAGGGUAAAGCACUGCAGACGCACUGUCAACAUUUCGGAGAAUCCCUGUUGCUGCUGCCAUGGACAUCCGCGCAGUUUUUCUGUCCUUCCUGCUGGUGACUGUGAGGUUGUCCAGAGGAGCUGUUGCCCCGUCGGCCUGUGAAAAAGAUGAGCAGUGUGGUCACGGUGAAUGCUGUGCCGUUAGUCUGUGGAAGAGCAACCAGAGGAUGUGCAUGUCACUAGGAGUGGAAGGGGAUAUCUGCCAGCCGCUCAGCUUCAAGGUGCCGUACAGUGGAAUAAGGAAAGAGCACACCUGUCCAUGUCUCCCCCACCUGACGUGCAAGAGUUCUUACGACCUGUUCAAAUGUGCUGGAGACUUAAAAAAAUAAAUAACCAAAUAACAAAUUUUGUUAUCUUAGAGAGGAACCAAAAGAUAAUCACAAUAAAAUUGCACUAAAAUCAUAA
Molecule: messenger RNA, 475 nt
Organism: Poecilia reticulata (guppy)
Lineage: Eukaryota; Metazoa; Chordata; Actinopteri; Cyprinodontiformes; Poeciliidae
Gene: prok1
Product: prokineticin 1
Biological process (GO): endothelial cell proliferation
Source: RefSeq, a predicted model, not a curated record